UUUUUGUUGAAAUUAAUCAUAUUAGAUUAUUAGUCUUCAUAAAAAUUUUAUAAUGGGCAAGUAAAAGAAAACACUUCUAGUUAUGAAAUUAGCCCAUUAGAUAACGGCCCAAUCCUCUGCACGUUAAAAUAACUGAGUUGACUGCAAACCCUAACCCUACUAUCUACAAUCCCCAUCUCUUACGCCGCUUCAUUUCUAAUUCCACCGCUCGUUUAUUCAUCUCCCAUCUCCGCUCUAUCUUCUGCUCGGCGGGCGCUCUUUUCCGCAGAUCUUCAUCAUAGUUUUUUGUUCUUCACGUCCUUUUGUAGCAUUCAUCGGCCAUGGUUCUCAAGACUGAACUUUGCCGUUUUAGUGGUGCCAAGAUCUAUCCUGGUAGAGGCAUCAGAUUUAUCCGCCAAGAUUCUCAGGUUUUCUUGUUUGUCAAUUCAAAGUGCAAGAGAUACUUCCAUAACCGUCUGAAACCUGCCAAGCUCACUUGGACUGCUGUGUACAGAAAACAGCACAAGAAGGAUCUUGCCCAAGAGACCGCCAAGAAGAGGAGACGUGCCACAAAAAAGCCAUACUCCAGAUCUAUUGUUGGCGCAACCUUGGAAGUUAUCCAGAAGAAAAGAAGUGAAAAACCAGAAGUGAGAGAUGCUGCAAGGGAGGCUGCUCUGCGUGAAAUUAAAGAAAGGAUCAAGAAGACGAAAGAUGAGAAGAAGGCUAAGAAGGCAGAGGUGAUGGCCAAAUCACAGAAGGCAGCUAAGGGUAACUUUACCAAGGCGGCAGCACCCAAGGGUCCUAAGCUUGGUGGAGGCGGUGGAAAACGCUAAACUUUACGUCCCUUUUACUUGCUUCCCGUUUAUGAGUCUUUCGAUAAUCAAGAGAUCCUUUUGUACUUUUGUUUCAGACAGCUCUACUUCGCACCUUUUCUUGUAUCCUCCCUUAUUUCAGACCUAUGGCAGAAUUUUUUUAAAUGGAGUUUUCAGAAAUGAUGAGUUAUGGUAGGCUAUUCAAUGCACGAUGACAUUAGGCAUAAAAUGGCUCUUCCCGG
Messenger RNA from Cuscuta campestris, 1033 nucleotides. Lineage: Eukaryota; Viridiplantae; Streptophyta; Magnoliopsida; Solanales; Convolvulaceae. The record is from the annotation of a GenBank genome assembly.